GCAGAAUGUUUCAAUCUCCAACAGAGAAACAGAAUCCUGGACUGACUACUGAGGGAUCCUGCCAGCUACUGGCUCCAAAGUUGGCUUUGGCUCUGGACUAGAUCUGUGUAAAUUGGGGCCCAGGCUCCUCAGUCAGCAGCUUAUAUUGAUUGCAGGCUUCUUUUGUCUCCUCCUCCCCAGUGGAAGCCUCUCCCCCUCUCCUCUUCUGCCUCUCAGCCUCUUCCGCUUUGCUGCUCUGCUUCUAAUGAAUUGAAAUCUCCGAGAGAGCCGCCAAGACUCUGGUAGUUUUACAAUACUGUCCUUGCUCUUUUUGCCUUUGCCUAGUCAAGGGUAUCUUUGCCUGAGGUCAGGGUGAUGCUGUUAGUGCCGGUGAUGAUUGCAUAGCAACACAGAGCAGCUCUGAGAGAAGAGGAGGAGAAAGAGGAGGGCAGGGAGGUAGAAGAGACGGAGCCAAAGCGAGAGUGUGCAUACAGCAGCUGUCGGCAUUCCUGUCUCAGGGACUUCUUUGCUGAUUCACAGAGGCAACCCAGUCGGGCCUCUCGGCUCCCAGUUGCUGCCUGCUUUCCAGACCUGACGGAAUCAGAAGGUGCUUAUUCUCAACAGUUGGUGUGUUUCCCUUCCUCACCCGCCCAUGAACCUUGGUUCUGAUGCAACCUAUGGUCAUGCAGGGAUGCCCUUAUACCCUCCCACGAUGUCAUGAGUGGCGAGCAGCAGGUCAAUUCCGUCACAGCAGUAGUCUCCGAAACGCCUGCCCCCAGCCUCAGGUUAGAGCUGCUGUAACUGCCCCUACGCCUCCUCAGGAUGGUGCUGGGGUUCCCUGCCUAAGCCCAAAGCUGUUCAGAGUGUCUAUUGGUGCAGUAGGACCUCUGGAACCACCAGCCAUGAAUCUGUGUUGGAAUGAAAUUAAAAAGAAGUCGCACAACCUCCGAGCUCGACUAGAGGCCUUCUCAGACCACAGUGGAAAGCUUCAACUCCCACUCCAAGAGAUUAUUGACUGGCUCAGCCAAAAGGAUGAGGAAUUAUCAGCUCAGCUGCCCCUACAAGGUGAUGUGGCCCUGGUGCAACAGGAGAAGGAGAUUCAUGCGGCCUUCAUGGAAGAUGUCAAGUCUCGGGGUCCCUAUAUCUACUCGGUGCUAGAGUCAGCUCAGGCCUUCCUGUCCCAGCAUCCAUUUGAGGAAUUGGAGGAAUCUCAUUCUGAGUACAAAGAUACCUCUCCCAGACAGCGGAUCCAGAAUCUUAGCCGCUUUGUAUGGAAGCAGGCAACAGUGGCUAGUGAACUAUGGGAGAAGCUGACAGCCCGCUGUGUGGACCAACACCGCCACAUUGAGCGCACACUGGAACAACUGUUGGAAAUCCAAGGGGCAAUGGAAGAACUAAGAGCUACACUGGCUCAGACCGAGGAAGUGCGAGGCACUUGGGAGCCCAUUGGGGAUCUUUUUAUUGAUUCUCUUCCAGAGCACAUCCAGGCUGUUAAGUUAUUCAAAGAAGAAUUAUCCCCCAUAAAAGAUGGAGUGAAGCUAGUGAAUGAUCUGGCCCAUCAGCUUGCCAUUUCUGAUGUGCACUUAUCAAUGGAAAACUCCCAGGCCCUGGAACAAAUCAACAGCCGAUGGAAACAGUUGCAGGUUUCAGUUGCUGAAAGGCUCAAACAGCUCCAGGAUGCUCACCGGGACUUUGGGCCUGGGUCACAACACUUCCUCUCCUCAUCUGUCCAGAUUCCUUGGGAAAGGGCGAUUUCACCCAAUAAAGUACCGUACUACAUCAACCACCAGGCUCAGACCACAUGCUGGGAUCAUCCCAAGAUGACAGAGUUAUACCAAACCCUAGCUGAUCUGAACAACAUUAAGUUCUCAGCUUACCGCACUGCCAUGAAGCUACGUAGAGUCCAGAAGGCACUGCGCUUGGACUUGGUAACUUUAACCACAGCCCUGGAGAUCUUCAGUGAGCAUGAUCUGCAGGCCAGUGAGCAUGUGAUGGAUGUGGUGGAGGUAAUUCAUUGUCUGACUGCCUUAUAUGAACGACUAGAAGAGGAAAGAGGCAUCCUGGUCAAUGUGCCACUCUGUGUGGACAUGAGCCUCAACUGGCUUCUCAAUGUUUUUGACAGUGGCCGCAGUGGAAAGAUGCGAGCAUUGUCCUUUAAGACUGGCAUUGCAUGUUUGUGUGGCACAGAAGUGAAGGAAAAACUACAGUAUCUCUUCAGCCAAGUAGCCAACUCAGGCAGCCAGUGUGACCAACGCCAUCUUGGUGUCCUGCUUCAUGAGGCCAUUCAGGUGCCCCGUCAGCUGGGGGAAGUGGCAGCCUUUGGAGGCAGCAAUGUGGAGCCCAGUGUCCGCAGUUGCUUCCGUUUUAGUACUGGGAAGCCAGUCAUUGAUGCAUCGCAGUUCCUGGAGUGGGUCAAUUUGGAGCCUCAGUCCAUGGUGUGGCUGGCUGUUCUACAUCGGGUCACAAUUGCUGAGCAAGUGAAGCAUCAGACCAAGUGCUCUAUCUGUAGGCAGUGCCCCAUUAAGGGCUUCAGGUAUCGGAGUUUGAAACAAUUUAACGUGGACAUCUGCCAGACUUGCUUCUUGACAGGCCGCGCUAGCAAAGGAAACAAGCUGCACUACCCCAUCAUGGAGUAUUAUACCCCGACUACAUCCAGUGAGAACAUGAGAGAUUUUGCCACAACCUUAAAGAACAAAUUUCGCUCAAAGCAUUAUUUCAGCAAACAUCCUCAGCGGGGUUAUCUGCCUGUGCAAUCAGUGCUAGAGGCUGACUACAGUGAAACGCCAGCUUCUUCUCCGAUGUUACCACAUGCUGACACACAUUCCCGUAUUGAGCAUUUUGCCAGCAGACUUGCUGAAAUGGAAAUUCAAAAUUGCUCCUUCUUUAAUGACAGCCUGUCCCCAGAUGAUAGCAUAGAUGAGGACCAGUAUCUGCUGCGGCACUCCAGCCCCAUUACAGACCGGGAGCCAGCCUUUGGACAGGAGGCUCCAUGUAGCAUGGCCAGAGAAAGCAAGGGGGAGCUUGAGAAGAUCCUGGCCCACUUAGAGGAUGAGAAUCGGAUUCUACAGGGAGAGCUGAGGCGUCUGAAGUGGCAACAUGAGGAGGCUGCUGAGGCCCCUACCCUGGCCGAGGGCUCUGCUGAUGUGGCACAAGAUCACCGCAACGAAGAACUUCUGGCAGAAGCCCGAAUCCUUCGGCAGCACAAGAGCCGCCUGGAGACACGCAUGCAGAUCCUAGAAGACCACAACAAGCAGCUAGAGUCCCAGUUACAGCGCUUAAGAGAACUUCUCCUGCAGCCACCCACCGAAUCAGAUGGCAACGGCUCUGCAGGAUCAUCACUAACUUCUUCUCCACAGCAGUCAGAAGGAAGCCACCCCCAGGAGAAAGGACAGACUACUCCAGACACAGAGGCUGCAGAUGAUGUGGGGUCAAAGAGUCAAGAUGUCAGUCUGUGCUUGGAGGACAUCAUGGAGAAGCUCCGCCAUGCCUUCCCCAGUGUGAGAAGCUCGGAUGUUACUGCCAACACUCUGCUAGCCUCUUGAUGGAGCCAGCCCCCCCAUCUUGUAGCCCACCUUCCUCUCCCCUUUCUGAUCAAAGCCUUCCCUCAGCCUUCACCCAACCUUCCCAGUCCCCACUGCCCCCACAUUUCUCAUCCAGAGUUAUUUGAGCUUCCAGCAGCAGAGAGAUCUGGUGGGACGUGAAGUGGGUGAGUGGGUGCUGGAGGUGGGAAAGGAAUGAUUCCUCUGAUUCUAGAAAUCACGUGCCCAUUAAUAUUCUAGUUUAAGCCUGGCUCCUUUUGCAUACUUCUGUGCCAGCGCAGGCAAAUAUCACUUGGUAGUCAUGCAGAUGGGGAAGCACACAAGCUUCCCUGUGAUGUGAAGCAGUGCCAAUUUGGUAUCUCCAUAUUCUGUGAUUGUAGCAUUAACCACAGAAGUUAGCCUGCUCCCUGGCCCAAGUCAGAGAGGCAAAAUGGUAUUUCCAAGACACCCCAAUUCUAAAAGUGCCCCUGAAAAAGCCCAUCAUUACUUCAGCUCCAGGCUAUUUUUCUCUCCAUAUUGAACUACUUGGAUGUCUACCCCAUAAAUAGCUUCAGGAUCUCAGGGCCUGGCAGACCUUCUUCAAGAAAAGAACCAUCCUUUCUGACUUUUCCUUCCACCCUACUACUGGGAACAUUAAAGAAAAAACUUCUGGGCUUAUAUUUUUGCCUGCCAC
Molecule: messenger RNA, 4191 nt
Organism: Sorex fumeus (smoky shrew)
Lineage: Eukaryota; Metazoa; Chordata; Mammalia; Eulipotyphla; Soricidae
Gene: DRP2
Product: dystrophin related protein 2
Exons: 23
Coding region: 648-3521 (957 amino acids)
Biological process (GO): synaptic signaling
Cellular component (GO): plasma membrane
Molecular function (GO): protein binding; zinc ion binding
Source: RefSeq, a predicted model, not a curated record